CAGAGAGAGAGAGAGAGAGAGAGAGGAAAGUUAACGUCACAUCCCCUUGACCCUCCAAUCACCUCGGGCUUCGGUGCUCAUUGUGUGAUUUGAUUGGAAGGCGGCAAAGGCUUUAAUCUUAAAGUAAUUCGGUGUUUGAAGUGUUGACGGCCAGAUUGCGUGUUGUAUGUUGUGUGUAGCUAAGCGGUGUGGAGCUGACUGCCUCCAUCUGAUGAGCGCCGUGCGGGCUGUGGCCAGUGUCUCCGUCAGUGUGAGUGAAAACAACCGCAGCGUCUGCCCAACGCCACAGUCCCUCUCGGAGCGCUGGCUGAGUUAGGUCAUGAUUACAUCGUCUCCCGUCUCUACUCACAGAAUUACAGCGACUGAAAUCGGCAACAGCAUCAGCAGCAGGGGCAACGGCAGCAGCAAACCUUUCUACCACUCCGUUCCCCCCUCAGACCCUUUAAGACAAGCUAAUCGUCUUCCUAUUAAGGUCCUGAAAAUGCUUACUGCUCGCACAGGACACAUCCUGCACCCCGAGUACCUACAGCCUUUACCAUCGACGCCCGUAAGUCCCAUCGAGCUCGAUGCGAAGAAAAGCCCUUUGGCACUUUUGGCUCAAACGUGUUCUCAGAUUGGCAAACCGGACCCCCCUCCCUCCACCAAACUCUCCAGCGUCACCUCAAACGGUACCAGCGACAAGGACUCCGGCAAGUCUGCCCCGCUCAAGCUGAGCGACAUCGGGGGAGAAGACAAGUCGAGCUUUAAACCCUACUCCAAACCCGAGAAGAAGGAAUCCGGUGGCUCGGGAUCUUCCAACGUUUCCGGGGAAAAGUCUGGUUUCCGUGUGCCGAGCGCCACCUGCCAACCGUUCACACCCAGGACAGGCAGUCCAAACUCUAGCACGUCCUCGCCCAUGCCAUCCGAGGGCAAGGGGGGCGAGAGCCAGGACAAGAAAGACCUGGACGGGGUCAAAAACGGUUCCUCCGACAGUUCUAUCCUCAACACCAGCAGCAGCGGCGGCGGCGGCGGCGGCGGGAUCAGCCACAGCCGGAUUAGCGUUAGCUGUGCCGGGAUACACGUGGAAGUCAAUCCGCAGGACACCAUUUCAGUGUCCAAACCUAUCACCUCGGAGACCUCGGUUAUGGGCUCUGGACUUGUGGCCCCCGUUUCCCCUUACAAACAGACCGUCUUCCCUUUGCCUCCCGCCAGCAUGGCCUACCCGGGAGCUCUGGGGGGCUACCCGGGCUACCCGCACCAGUUUGUGCCGCACGGCGUUGCCCUGGAUCACGCCAAGUCCAGCCUGGUGGGAGCGGCCCAGCUGGCCAGCUCCUUGGGCUGCAGCCUCUCCGGCAAACCCAACGGCUCCAGCCCCCUGGCCGGAGCCUCUCCGCCUUCCAUGGUGACGGCCAGCCUUUGCAGAGACCCCUACUGCCUCAGUUACCACUGCGCCGCACACCUCGCCAGCACGGCCAGUAACUCUUGCACCCACGACCCUACUUUGAAGUCUGGAUACCCGCUGGUUUACCCCUCGCACCCUCUACACGCCGUCCACGCGUCCAUGUCCAACAACGGCGGCACCCCGUCCCUGGCUGGACACCCUUUGUACCCUUAUGGCUUCAUGCUGCCGAACGACCCCCAGCCUCACAUCUGCAAUUGGGUCUCGGCCAACGGACCGUGCGACAAGCGCUUUUCCAGCUCGGAGGACCUGCUCAACCACUUGCGGACGCACACGGCUUUCUCCGGGACUGAGAAGCUGAUGGCCGGCUACCCCAGCUCCUCCCUGGGCAGCGCGGCGGCGGCGGCAGCAGCAGCGGCCGUGGCCUGUCACAUGCACCUUCCGCCGACAGGGGGGCCGGGGAGCCCAGGCGGUCUGACACUCAGGAGCCCCCACGCUUUAGGACUGAGCAGCAGGUACCACCCGUACGCCAAGAGCCCUCUGCCGCCCCACGGAGCUCCAGGGCCGGUCACUACUCUACCAGUCCCCGCUACAGGGCACUAUUAUUCUCCAUACGCACUGUACGGCCAGAGGUUAACCACAGCUUCUGCACUGGGCUACCAAUAAACAAGACACUCCCAAAAAAAAAAA
Callorhinchus milii (elephant shark) is the source of this 2068-nucleotide messenger RNA. It is a transcript of the gene znf503, whose product is annotated as zinc finger protein 503. Gene Ontology annotation, biological process: negative regulation of DNA-templated transcription. Gene Ontology annotation, cellular component: nucleus. The record is from RefSeq and is a predicted model, not a curated record. The transcript has 2 exons. Lineage: Eukaryota; Metazoa; Chordata; Chondrichthyes; Chimaeriformes; Callorhinchidae. Bases 320 to 2044 code for a protein of 574 amino acids.